UUAUGUUCUUUUAUAUUUAGAGAACGAACCAUUGCGUGGUAUUUGACAGACAAAAGAGUAUUAAGUGGUUUCUAUUUUGAUAUUUACUGAGAAGCGUUUAUUAAGUGAGGUUCUUAAACAGGACUAUGGAUAUCAAAACACAAUUUCAAAUCAUUUUGACAGAAAUGACACAGAUCAUUAAUCCUAUUCAAGACGACAGUCAAAAUGGAUCAGGGUUUAAGUCAGUGCAUCUAGUUAGCGAGAAUGGGUUGGUGAACGAAGACGCAAGAUCUAGACUGGCUUAUCUUGUUAACGAAUUGCAAACAAUGACUGGCAGUCUUGGUAAUAAUCAACAACUAGGAAAGUAUCAAGAAGGUUCUAUGUCAACAGUGCCUACCUAUGGGCAAGAAAACGCAGAUGUUUCUAUGAAAGGCAGGGAUACAGAAGUGGCAAAUGUCGGAAGGUCGGACCAAUCAUUCUUUGCAUCUAUUCCGCUGAUUGGAUCACGCUUCUCCCAAAAAAUGGUGCAGAUGUUAAUACCAGUUCAAACACCGACGACAAAAGAUUUCUCUACUGCAAUCACCAGUUUGUGCAAGGAUAUAUCGUAUAAAUGCAUUAUAUGUUAUACGAUUGGAGAGUUAUGCGACAAGUACCCUCUUGCUGUUAUCUGCCCGGUAUCUUCAAGGCUCGAGCCAGAUGUUGACCUUGCACUUAAUGAAAUACGGUGGAAAGGCCCGUUUGUUGUGCUUCUACUCCAUUCCGGUUUAGAGAGCUCUUUACCUAGACUACCAUCAGCUUCUAAACUUGCAAAUAGGGACAAAUACAAGAGUAUUGAAUUCAUUGACAUCGCUUAUACCAUGGAAGCAAAGUUAUACAAGUGUCAGAUGAAUGAGUCUGCAAAACUUCAAUUGCAAACAUUUUUCGCCAGAUUCUACAAGAAGUAACCAAGCGUUUUGAUCGCAUGACUUUCUGAUUUUGUCUACCAGAUAAAAUUACAAUAUAUUAUAUGAAUGUGACAAAACAGCAAGUUAAAGAUGCAUUUCUUAAUUGUGACCACGCCGAAUAUUUUAAAUAACUUGGUCCAUCUUUUAGCAAUCAUUUUUAAGGAAAUAUUUAGGAUAAGUAUUGACUUAAGUACAGACUAUGACCGACAGCUGUGUUUUCUGAUCUUGGUCUUAACAUUGGCAUGUGUAGCGAUAGUUAUUACAAGUGCAAGUUAUAAAUUAAAAUAUAUUCAUUCCGGAUAAGAUUGAAAGUAAAGUUAUUUGCUUACUUGCUGCAAACAUGUAUCAAUGCAGUCAUGUGAUUUAAUGCAGAUGCGACACAGACAAUGAUAUAAUUCGUUGUUUCAAAUUUGUAUCAUAACCGUUAAACAUUAGAAACGUAAUUACACUUUUUCGCGUGCUUUUUUUUACCACAAUGGUAAUUUAAACCUUAUACAUUAUAGAGUGAAUGUAAAGUUCAAUUAAACUUACUUUGUACUUUGAAUAAAUAAUUGUUGUUGUUUGCGAAAAUAUUACUAAAAUUAUUACAAUUUA
Molecule: messenger RNA, 1517 nt
Organism: Ruditapes philippinarum (Manila clam)
Lineage: Eukaryota; Metazoa; Mollusca; Bivalvia; Venerida; Veneridae
Exons: 6
Coding region: 126-923 (265 amino acids)
Source: RefSeq, a predicted model, not a curated record